Felis catus (domestic cat) is the source of this 4817-nucleotide messenger RNA. RefSeq names its product Wnt family member 7A (gene WNT7A). The record is from RefSeq and is a predicted model, not a curated record. The coding region runs from base 253 to 1104 and encodes 283 amino acids. Gene Ontology annotation, molecular function: frizzled binding; cytokine activity. Lineage: Eukaryota; Metazoa; Chordata; Mammalia; Carnivora; Felidae. Gene Ontology annotation, cellular component: extracellular region. The transcript is spliced from 4 exons. Gene Ontology annotation, biological process: neuron differentiation; canonical Wnt signaling pathway; cell fate commitment.
CUUGCACCGGCCGCUCGCGCGCAGCCCGGCGUCGCCCCGCGCUGCGCUCGCUCCUCCCUCCCUCCUCCCGCUCCGUGGCUCCCGCGCUCCCGGCGAGGCUCAGGCGCCGAGCGCGCGGACGGGCGCACGGACAGACGGCCCCGGGGACGCCUCGGCCCGCGCCUCCCGGGCGGGCUAUGUUGAUAGCCCCGCCGGGGCCGGCCCGCGGGAUCAGCACUGCCCGGCCCGCGGCCCCGGCGGCCAGCGGGGACUAUGAACCGGAAAGCGCGGCGCUGCCUGGGCCACCUCUUUCUCAGCCUGGGCAUGGUCUACCUCCGGAUCGGUGGCUUCUCCUCGGUGGUAGCUCUGGGCGCGAGCAUCAUCUGUAACAAGAUCCCAGGCCUGGCUCCCAGACAGCGGGCGAUCUGCCAGAGCCGUCCCGACGCCAUCAUCGUCAUAGGAGAAGGCUCACAAAUGGGCCUGGACGAGUGUCAGUUUCAGUUCCGCAAUGGCCGCUGGAACUGCUCUGCACUGGGAGAGCGCACCGUCUUCGGGAAGGAGCUCAAAGUGGGGAGCCGGGAGGCUGCCUUCACGUACGCCAUCAUUGCCGCCGGUGUGGCCCACGCCAUCACAGCUGCCUGUACCCAAGGCAACCUGAGUGACUGUGGCUGCGACAAGGAGAAGCAAGGCCAGUACCACCGGGACGAGGGCUGGAAGUGGGGUGGCUGUUCUGCCGACAUCCGCUACGGCAUCGGCUUCGCCAAGGUCUUUGUGGAUGCCCGGGAGAUCAAGCAGAAUGCCCGGACUCUCAUGAACUUACACAAUAACGAGGCGGGCCGAAAGAAAACCAGAGUCUGCCAUGAGCAAGAAGAGUUUCCAAGCCUGCAUCCCUCUGUUCCUGGCCUCAUGGUGCCUGAGAAGGGGGAAGGUUCUGACCAGCCUCCCCAGAUACCAGAAGUCCCUCACUAUCCAGAUGAAGAGUACGCGUGGCGUGAGGGAAGCCAGGCCAACGAGAAGACUGGCCGGGUCGGCUGCCAAUCUGUCACCUGGCCCCUUGGCACACUGUUGGUCCCCGACCCUGGGGCCUGCUCCCUCUCCGAGGCCUCCAGCUCAGGUGAGCUCUGAGCCUCAGUUUCUCCAUCUGUAAAAGUAGGAAAAUAAUACCUACGUCACGGGGCUGCUAUGAGGGUCCUCCUGCUGAUGAUUGGAGUUUCAGAGCAGUAGAUGAAUGAUACAUAUUAUUAGUUAUUAGUAUUAUUACUCUUCUUUCCAUAAUGGUAAGGUUCUUCAAACACAGCUCAUGGCAAUAAAUAGUUGACUCUGCUGGGCAAAGGUAUUUUCCCCCUCUUUGGCUUAUUCCUGAAGUGGCUUUUCAACAAAACGGACAUUAACAAGGCCAAAAUCUUAAGAGACUGAAGCAAAAUGUUAAGUAAAAUCUCCCACUUUUUGGGUAUUUUCACAAACACCAUGAGGGUGGUGCAGGCAGCAAGCUGAACUUGGCCUUUCUGCCACCAGCAUGCGGCCUCCGAUUUGCUCCAAACCUCUGGUUUCAGAGAUGGAGAAACUGAGGCCCAGAGAGGGGCAGGGCUUUACGCAAGACCACGCAGCAAGUCUAGCGGAAAGAAGACUGAGGCCAGCACUUGUGUCUCCUGGGGAAGGCCUUUCACCAACACAGUGCAUCUCAGCAGCAGCAAAGUAGUUCGGAGGGAGUGUUGGGAGGGAUAAAGUUCCUAUUUGUUGUUCAGACAUACAUAUGCACGCAUGCAGGUGCACACACACCCACAUGCCUUCUGGACUUCUGUUUAAACCUAGCACAAGGCUCCACAGGGCAGGAUCUGGGCCUUCCCAAGGGCCCUAAAGGGAUAGGCCUGGAGGGAGUACCCUGGCAGCUGUCCAAGGGAAUGCCAAAUCUUCCCAUUCUCCCCCACCCCAGAACUUCUGUUUCUUCACCUCUGUCGGCUGCCUGGUCUUAGAGGCAGUCUUGGGUCUUGUCUUCCUCCACCUCCCAUCCGUCAACAAAUCCCAUGUGUCUAAGUCAAAAUAUACCCAAAUCUGAUCCCUCUGUUGGCACACUCAGCGGCCAUUCGCUGGAGGAGUCCGGCUGCAUUCCUGCCAUGCCUGGGUCUUCUUCUUCCGGGUCACAUUGCUGGAGCAAUUGCAGUCUCCCCUGAAGUUGGGAGUGGCCGAGGGGGCUAGGUUCUGGAUGACAAAGUACUCCAUUCCCAGCCCAUCAACACUUCCUUCCCUUCCAUGCUCCUUUCCUUCCACUAGCUUGACACAGCCACCCAGGGGCCAUAGGGUAUGGACAGUGGAACCACAGAAAGUAGGGCCCUGGAUGGUCCCUGAAUGGCCACUCAGAGGACAGCCCCCUGCUGGUCAGGAACACCCACAGGCAAGAAAUAGAGGUCUUUUUGUGGAAGCCACUUCGAUUUGGAAGUUCAUCUGCUAUAGCACAGAGCCCCUCCCUCAUUAGGCUCCAGCCUAAUGUUCUUCCAACAUGCCGUGUUCCAGUCCUGCCUCUGGGCCUUGACACAUGCUGUUUCCCCUGACCUCUGCAUGGCUGGCUCUCUUUGGCUAAUAAGACUCAACUCAGAUGCCAACUUGUCAAUGGUAUAACCUCAACAACCCUGGGGUCCAGCACCCUUCAUCCACUAUUUUUGUUUCUUUGUGGUAUUUACCACUAUCUGAAAUGAUAUUUCAGAUAGUGGUAAUAUAUUAUUACUUAUUUAUUAGAGGCUCUAAUUAUUUAUUAGAGGCUAUGCAGUAUAGUGGUUAAGAGCAUGGAGCCAGAUGCCCUGUAUUCAAACCUGCCUCUCUUGCCAUGUGGUUUAGAGCAAGCAAUUUAACCUCUCUGUGCCUGCAUUUCCCCCUUUGUAAAACAGAAUUAUUGCAGUCCUUACAUGAACUGACACAUAUAAAUUGCAAAACAGUGCCUGGCACACUGUAAGGGCCAAGGAAGUGUGAGGUUUGGGUAUUAAUAUGUUUAUUAAGUUUGCCGAGUGUAGGACUUCGUCUGUCUUUGGUGCCACUGGGUUUCCAGUGCCCAGCACACGGUUGGGGUUAAUAAAUAUUUGCUGAAUCGGAAUGACUGAAGACCUGAAGCCUGUUCCCAGAUUCACCGGGCCCCUGCUGGGGCCCAGGCAGAGGGGGGGGGGGCAGUGGGCUCAGGCGGGCUGCUAGAGCUAAGGAGAUAGGGGACAAGAGUUGGCCUGUCCUGAGUGCUGCCUGCCUGCUCGGGGGCCAGAUGGGAGCGCAAAGACAGAUCAAGCUCUCUUAACGUGGUCACAGACACAUCUGCUCCAUUGACAAGGUGGCCACUGGUUGCCACAACAACACUCCUAGCCCCAGAAGAAUGUGCUGGAGACAACAGGAAAACUCUGCAGCCAUCCUCCAGCUUAGCCCCCAAGAUGGCAAGCUGCUCUGACCCAGAGAUCAUGCCACACGCUUGUGUGGCGUCCACACGGACCCACGGUUGCACACAGACACUGAGUGAGAGACCCAGAGGGACCGGCACAUGGCCAAGGGAGGGACCAGACACUCACCAAGGGGAAACACUGGGGCGUCUGGGUGGCUCAAAUGGUCGAGCGUCCGACUCUUAAUUUCGGCUCGGGUCAUGAUCUCAUAGCGUGUGCGUCCGAGCCCUGUAUCGGGUUCUGCGCAGCCACUAUGGAGCCUGCUUGGGAGUCUCUCUCUCCCCCUCUCUCUCCGCCCCUCGUGCACACUCUCUCUUUCUCUCAAAAAUAAACUCAUACAAAAUUAAAAAAAACAAAACAAAGGGGAAGUACAGACACACAUCCUCCGUGACCAGAGCCCCAGAGAGACCCCGUUGACAGGACCUGAGACACAUACAGGCCACCCCAAGAGGUACAGGGUCACACUCAUAAGAUAUACACCCAGAGGCCACCCACAGACUGAGCAACCUUUAUUACCUGGAAGGCCCUGGCUUGACCCUCACCUCUUGCCUAUAGUCCCUGGCCACGUGUGUGCGUGUGUGUGUGUGUGUGUGUGUGCUGCGUGUAGGUGCAGGUGGGAAUCAGGGUAUGCAGGCUGGAGGACAUCUAGGGCCGUCUCCCUCAGGAGAGCACACCCAGGCAGGAGAUCACAGUAUGAAGAGAGACGACUCCUGAGGCCCAGGACAGCACCCUCUGAGGCUCUGCUCCGGCCUCACAUAAGCAGCGCACCCCACGGCAAAGCCCCGCUCUAACCAAGCUCAAGAUGCUGGGCUCUGAUCACAGCUCUGCCCCCUCUCGCUCUGGACAGACAGGGCAAGGAAGGUCCUUCCCCUGGCGGAACCUCAGCAACGUCGCCUAAAGUGCAUGCGGAUCCCAGGCGGGCUCCCCGUGGCUCUUGGUGCAGGCCACAGCUGUGAACACCCAUUGCAGCGGAGCCCAGGCCAGCCCGCCCGGCCGCACAGCCAGCCCGGAUCCUGUCCCCACCGCCAGCGCGCCAGUGGGUGUGGCCAGGGCUUCGAGGGGCCUCAGGGCUUCUCAACACGUGAUCCACGUGAUCUGGGAACCUCUGUCGGGAUUAGCAGAUCAAAAGGUCACAACUAUUUUUAUGGUAAUACUAAGAUACUCGCCUUUUUCACACUCACGGGCUCCUAGGUGUGCAGGGGAAUUUCCCAGAGGCCAGAUGACAAGGGACAGCACAGGGCACCGGAUGCAGCCACAGACGCGAGAGGCCGGCUGACUUCGAUGAAGCCACACAUUGGAAAGAUGGGCAAAAAUGUAAAGCGAUGCCACUUUUUCCACGGGCUUUAAAACGCAGAGCCAUUUCCAUUUAAAAUAUGUCAUUUAUGGGGGUGCCCAGGUGGCUCAGUCGGUUAAGCGUCCGACUUC